AUGUCAUUCCUCCUCUCAACCUAGGCUCAAAACAUUUUCGGAAAUCAUGUGCAAACAAAACUGAAGGCUUUCUGGUCCAGAACUGGUGGAUAUUUGCUUUCAUUGAUUUGGUGUUAUCUGUCCUGAUGGAGCCAGCAAGUUAUCCAGAGAUGAAUCUGAUGAAAGAUGAAAACAAUCAAAAUCCUGCUACCUCCAACAGAGAAAAGAGAGGCCAGUGGGCCAACAAGAGGGAGUACAUUUUAUCUGUUUCCGGACAUAUUAUUGGUCUGGGCAAUGUUUGGAGAUUUCCAUAUCUGUGCUUCAAAAAUGGAGGCGGGGCUUUCCUGAUCCCCUAUGUGGUGUUCCUGUCCACGUGUGGAAUCCCCAUCUUCUUUCUAGAGGUAUCUCUGGGCCAGUUAACGGCUCAGGGUGGGAUCACAUGUUGGAGGAAAAUAUGUCCCAUAUUUGGAGGUUUAGGCUAUGGCAGUCAAGUUACAUUGUUAUACAGUGUGGUGUAUUACAUUGUCAUCCUGGCUUGGGCCUUCCUCUACCUCUUCUCCUCCUUCCACACCGUUCUCCCCUGGGCCAGCUGCAACAACACCUGGAACACAGAUAACUGCAUUGAUUGUGGACAGAAUGAUUCAGUUUAUCGCCACAUCAAUGAAAAUGCAACAUCAUCAGUGAAAGAAUUCUGGCAGAGGAGAGUCUUGGGUUUGUCUGGAGGAAUUGAAGAGAUGGGCAGUAUCCGCUGGGACCUGGCUGGAUGCCUUCUGCUAAGCUGGAUCAUCUGUUACUUCUGUAUCUGGAAAGGAGUCAAGGCGACAGGAAAGGUUGUGUACGUCACAGCCACUUUUCCAGUUGUGAUGUUGAUUGUGAUGCUGAUCCGUGGGCUGACAUUGCCAGGAGCUGUAACUGGAAUUCGAUAUUACCUUUAUCCUGAUCUGACUCGUCUGACUGAUCCUCAGGUGUGGAUGGAUGCUGGGAGCCAGAUAUUAUUCUCCUAUUGCAUUUGCGUAGGCAGUUUGCAAGCGAUGGGAAGCUACAACAAAUACAAUAACAACUGCUACAAAGACACUUUCGCCUUGUGCGCACUGAACAGUUUAACAAGCUUUGUUGCUGGCUUUGCAGUCUUCCCUGUUCUUGGCUUCAUGUCGCAUGAAUUAGGUGUUGACAUCUCAACAGUAGCUGAAUCAGGUCCUGGCCUGGCAUUCAUUGCUUACCCUCUGGCUUUAUCCAUGAUGCCUUUGCCUCAACUCUGGGCUGCCUUCUUCUUCAUCAUGAUUAUCCUUCUUGGAUUGGACAGUGAGUUUGUGUGUCUGGAAGGCCUGGUGACAGCCAUAUCAGACAUGUUUCCAUCCUUCUUUCUCAUUGGUCAUCGACGUAAACUACUUCUGCUGAUCAUCUGUGGUGUUUCCUUUGUUAUUGGCCUGUUUAUGGUGACUGAGGGAGGACUUUAUGUAUUUCUGCUGUUUGAUUACUAUGCUUGCAGUGGAAUACCAUUCAUGAUUUUUGCCAUUUUGGAGUGUGUCUGUGUGGGAUGGAUAUAUGGUGCUGAUCGUUAUUAUGACAAUAUAAAGGAAAUGAUUGGCUACUACCCCUCAUCGCUUAUGAAAUAUUGUUGGAAGUUCAUUACACCAUGUCUCUGUGUUGGAACACUGAUAUUCUCUCUGGUCAAGUUCACCCCGCUGAAAUACAACAACACCUACGAGUACCCCUGGUGGGGCUUUGCCAUUGGGAUGGUUCUUGCUUUAUCUUCAGUUCUCCUGACUCCUCUGUGGAUUAUCUAUUGUAUGGCUGUAACCCCGGGAACACUGAAACAGAGACUGAAAACGUUAUGCACUCCUGCAUCCGAUCUGCAAUCUUCUCCACCAAAGAAGAAUCUUUACCCUGAAACUCCUACUCCUGAUACAGAGCUGCAUGCUUUAACUUAAAAAUGAAAACAUGGCAGUACUGAAGAAACUGAUUGGGUUUUUAAUCCCUUAUUAACUGAUGAAUGCAUCACCAAAGAAGAGUCUACAGCCAGUUACAAACUCAACGCAGGAGAUCUUUACAUCCUUGGUGUCUGAAUGUUCUUGUUUUAAAAAGUCCAACCCUUGACUUAAAAUUGAUACUUUGUGGACAGCCGCGUUAAAAAGUUACAAUUGUAAAAAUACCUUAUCAUCUUAUAUAACUUUUGGUGGUGGAUAUUAUUACUUGAAUUGUUCCUUUUAAACUAUACGGGUUUUGGUUGUGCAAAUAAAUGGAUCUUGAUUGAAACUCCAUGUUAACUUUGCCAUCGAUUUCUAUGUAAUCAAUAACCCCUCAGUAUACCCAUGCUGUUUUUUUAUCCAAAGUGUUACCCAAAAUGAUUGUAUACUGCGUUUUAAUAAAGUGACAAAUAAAGGAAAGACAACAUGGUGCAGUAAA
Gymnodraco acuticeps is the source of this 2385-nucleotide messenger RNA. Its product is annotated as sodium- and chloride-dependent GABA transporter 2-like. Gene Ontology annotation, cellular component: membrane. The transcript has 16 exons. Gene Ontology annotation, biological process: sodium ion transmembrane transport. NCBI's taxonomy places the organism in Eukaryota, Metazoa, Chordata, Actinopteri, Perciformes, Bathydraconidae. Bases 126 to 1910 code for a protein of 594 amino acids. The record is from RefSeq and is a predicted model, not a curated record.